Malus domestica (apple) is the source of this 1678-nucleotide messenger RNA. Its product is annotated as probable arabinosyltransferase ARAD1. The record is from RefSeq and is a predicted model, not a curated record. NCBI's taxonomy places the organism in Eukaryota, Viridiplantae, Streptophyta, Magnoliopsida, Rosales, Rosaceae. Gene Ontology annotation, molecular function: glycosyltransferase activity.
UGUCUAAGUACGGGUUUCAUUUUCAUCGAUUUUCCUUAUGCGACCAAAGCAAAGAUAGAGAAGGAAAGCAAAAGGCAUGGCAGUGAAGGGCACCGCCACAACGACACCUUCUUCAUCCGUUUGCUCUGUUCCCACUCUCUUCUUCGCAUUCACUCUCCUCUGCGCUCUCUCUCUUUCUCUCUUCUUCCUCUCCAAUCCUUCUCCUUCUUCCUCUCCUUCUCCUUCUUCCUCAUCUUUCAUUUCCCUAAACGCCCCUCUCUCUCCCCAAAAUUCCCUCAAAGUCUACCUAGCAGACCUCCCCAGAUCCCUCAACUAUGGCCUCCUCGAAAAGUACUGGGCUUCCGGCCCCGAUUCCCGCCUCCAAACGGACACCGACCACCAAAUCCCAGACUCCCAUUUGCCCAAAAACCUUGAAUUUCCACCCUAUCCAGAUAAUCCAUUGAUUAAACAGUACAGCGCCGAGUACUGGAUUUUGGGGGACCUGAUGACCCCUCCGGAGCACAGAACUGGGUCGUUUGCCUCCCGGGUUUUCGAUGCCGACGAAGCCGACGUUGUUUUCGUCCCCUUUUUCGCGACCUUGAGCGCAGAAUUGCAGCUGGCUACGGCUAAAGGGGUGUUUAGGAAGAAGGCUGGGAAUGAGGACUAUGAGAGGCAGAGGCAAGUGGUGGACUUUGUGAAGAACACUGAGGCUUGGAAAAGGUCAGGUGGAAGAGACCAUGUGUUUGUGCUUACUGACCCAGUGGCAAUGUGGCACGUUCGAGCAGAGAUAGCCCCGGCGGUCCUUCUCGUUGUAGAUUUUGGAGGGUGGUACACACUCGAAUCCAGGUCAUCAAACGGUAACUCAUCAGAUGUGAUUCAGCACACACAAGUGUCACUACUCAAAGAUGUCAUUGUGCCCUACACCCAUCUACUUCCCCGAUUGCAACUGACAGAAAAUAAGAAGCGUCAAACGCUACUUUACUUUAAAGGAGCUAAACAUAGGCACCGGGGAGGCUUAGUUCGAGAAACAUUGUGGGACUUGUUGGUUAAUGAGCCAGAUGUUAUCAUGGAAGAAGGCUUCCCUAACGCCACUGGGAGGGAACAGUCCAUAAAAGGGAUGAGAACUUCAGAGUUUUGCUUGCAUCCAGCUGGGGACACUCCCACUUCAUGUCGGCUGUUCGAUGCAAUGCAAAGUCUCUGUAUACCCGUUAUUGUCAGUGACAACAUAGAACUUCCUUUCGAAGGGAUGGUAGAUUAUUCAGAGUUUUCUGUUUUUGUGGCAGUCGAUGAUGCGUUGAAACCGAACUGGAUUGUGAGCCAUCUUAGGACCUUUACUAGAGAGCAGAGGGAUAGAUUUCGUCGAACAAUGGCACAGUUUCAGCCCAUGUUUGAGUAUGACAAUGGUCAUCCUGGUGGCAUCGGGCCAAUUCCUCCCGACGGUGCAGUGAACCACAUGUGGAAGAUGGUUCAUCAAAAGUUGCCAAUGAUCAAGGAAUCAAUCGUUCGUGAAAGGAGAAAACCUCCCGGUGUUUCAGUUCCACGCCGUUGCCACUGUACGUGACUUUUACAGGCCUAUACUUAUACAUAAUUGUAUCUCUUGUUGUGCAAUAGCCUCUGUCAUAAUUUUUUCUUUUUAUUCUUUGUGAGAACGGUAAUUGGUUACAAAUUUAUUCACACACAAAUUAUAUUCCUUUCGUUC